Messenger RNA from Lolium perenne, 1623 nucleotides. Its product is annotated as F-box only protein 13. Gene Ontology annotation, molecular function: protein binding. The record is from RefSeq and is a predicted model, not a curated record. Lineage: Eukaryota; Viridiplantae; Streptophyta; Magnoliopsida; Poales; Poaceae.
CUCUCCACUGAGUGUCAACUCGCAAGCUCGCUUCUGGCCUCUCUUUCUUUGCAUGUCAACGCGAACAAAAAGUGGCCUCCCAUCCAUCGCCUUCGCGCGGAUAUAAAGCCACCCCAAACGUGUACCAAAGGUCCGGCCAGAAGACUUGAGAGGCGCAAGGCCACAGAUCGCAACAACACACUCUAGAGCAACCCUCUGAGUCUGAGCAGUCUUGUGGUAGCCAUCGCCGAAUGGAGCUGAGCACGGAGAUGUCAAUGGCGCCACCAGCCAGCUGCAGGAAGCGCAAGUGCCCACCGCCCGGCCUGGCGGACAUCCACGAGGACAUGCUGGAGCGCGUCCUCGCGCGCCUCCCGCCAGCCAGCUUCUUCCGCCUCCGAGCCGUCUGCCGCGAGUGGCGCGCGGCCGCCGCCUCGCCGACAUUCCUCGAAGCCUGCGCCCGCGUCCCCUCCCGCGACCCGUGGUUCCUCAUGUUCUCCGAGCGUGCCCGUCCUACCGUCGCCUUCGACGCCGGCGAGCGCUCCUGGAACCCCUGCCACGCCGCGCCCGGGUCCAUGCCGGUGGCCGCGUCGGGCGGCCUCGUCCUCUACCGGGCACCGGCCACUGGCGAGCUGUCCGUGUCCAACCCUCUCACCGGCGCCUCCCGCGCGCUCCCCACGCCGCCGCGGGGCCACGGCGUGCCCCGGCUCCACGCAAUUGCCAUGUACGGCUCCCCCUACCGCGUGGCGCUCUUCACGGGUGAGGUCCCUGACCUGUCCAUGUCGGUGUUCGACUCGUCCAAAGACUCAUGGGAGGCCCCCGUGGCGCUUGCCAAAAGGAGCGAGACCUCCUCCACCGACGCACCGGCUCAGGGUGGCGGUGGCGGCGGCGACGACAGCACGGUCUACUUCUUGAGCAAGUCCGGCGACGUGGUGGCCACCAACAUGCAGCGCAGCGCAUCCAAGCAGUACUCCUCGGUGGCCGUCCCGUCCGGGCGAGGCGCCGGCGAGGCCGUGGCGUACUUCCUGGGCCACUCGGGCACGGUCGUCGCGUGCGACACGGCGACCCGCACGUUCGCCGAGCUGCCGCGGAUCCUCCCCGUGCACUUCGAGUACUCCAUCGACCUCGUGGCGUGCAACGGCGCCGCCUACGCCGUCGUCCUCUCCGAGUACCUCGACACGGCGAGCCUGCGGCUGUGGCAGUUCGCGGACGGCGCGUGGAGGCAGGUGGCGGCCAUGCCCCCCGCCAUGUCGCACGGGUUCUACGGCAAGAAAGCAGACAUCAACUGCGUCGGGCAUGGCGACCGCGUCAUGGUCUGCGUCAGCUCCGGCGACGUCAACGGCUGCUUCAUGUGCGACGUGGGCAGCGACCGCUGGGAGGAGCUGCCCAAGUGCAUCAAUGGCGAUGGAGAGGUCAACGAGUUCUUGGCCGCCUUCUCCUUCGAGCCUAGGGUGGAGAUCAACGUCUAAGUGUCUGUGUGUGCGUGUUUGUGUGUCAGUGUGAUUACUGGUUAGUUAAGGAGCGCCGUUUUGUUCUGCUCCUGGCUUGUUUGUUUGCUUUCUCAUGUGUAUGUAUUUAGCCAUGGAUAUUUGAUUUGCAUAUCUCAUCUCCUUUUGUGUUUUUCAUGGAAUCAAAUCAAGUUCUUUA